Saccostrea cuccullata (small rock oyster) is the source of this 1050-nucleotide messenger RNA. RefSeq names its product carbohydrate sulfotransferase 1-like. Bases 1 to 1050 code for a protein of 349 amino acids. NCBI's taxonomy places the organism in Eukaryota, Metazoa, Mollusca, Bivalvia, Ostreida, Ostreidae. The transcript is spliced from 3 exons. Gene Ontology annotation, biological process: N-acetylglucosamine metabolic process; sulfur compound metabolic process. The record is from RefSeq and is a predicted model, not a curated record. Gene Ontology annotation, molecular function: N-acetylglucosamine 6-O-sulfotransferase activity.
AUGCAAGGCUGCAGUUUUGAAGUGAUUGCUUUUUCUCAGAGGAAUUUAUUUUCAGAAUCGAUAGUAAAUCCAUUUUCAUUCCCAAUAGCAAGGAAAAGGAAUAUUCCUCUUACUUUGAUUGUGUCUAUGAUGAGGAGUGGAUCCACCUUCACAGGUGACGUGUUUCGAUCCCAUCCCAACUCCUUCUAUCUGUUUGAACCGAUGCAGUAUCUAUCACAGAAUGUUGGAAAAAACGAAAUUGUUUUUGUGAAUGGCACUGUAAGGUCCUAUAAUGAAAGCCAGUUGCACGACAUCCAUGCUGAAAUGAUCAUCAAUCUUCUUCUGUGCCGCUUUGAAGAUGUUCCUUUCCAGCUCUUUAAGACUAGUCACUUCCUUUACCAUAACCGCCUCAAGCAGCAUUACAGUUGUGCACAACGUAUUAAAGAUAGCGUUACUGCCAUGAGGAAAAAGUGUAUUCCAAAUCUCACCAGGAGGUGUAAAAAAGCCAAUUCAUUCACUAUGAAGUUGAUAACAGUGAGAAUGAAGGCCAUCUCAAAGGUAAUGCAGCUUCUUCCAGAGGUCCAUGUCAUUCAGUUGGUAAGAGAUCCUAGGCCAGUCUUGCUUUCUCAAAUUAAUGUUGGCCAAAUUGAUAACACGAACAUUGAAAAUGAAAGUAGCUCCCAUUGCGAGAUCCUUAAAAAUGAUAUAAAGGAGACUGAAUCGGAUAUUUAUAGGAACAAUUUUCACCGACAGAGGUAUGAGGAUCUUGCACACGAUCCCAUUGGACAAUUUCAGGGUUUGUUUGAGUUUUCUGGAUUAGAAUUCAAUGACGCAGUACAGUCCAGAAUUCGAAAAAUAGCAAUGAGGACAGGAAAGGUGAAAAAAUGUCAGUAUUGUUCGGAUAAAGGUAACGCAAUGGAGGCUUCUGUUCAAUGGAGAAUUUCAGCAAACUAUUCUAUUGUUCAUGCAAUCCAAGAACAGUGCUUAAGUAUUAUAGAUAGACUGGGAUACCUCUCGGUGAAUUCUGCAACGGACCUGCAUGACAAGAAGACUUCACUAACGAAAUGGUAG